Messenger RNA from Diutina rugosa, 906 nucleotides. RefSeq lists its product as uncharacterized. Lineage: Eukaryota; Fungi; Ascomycota; Pichiomycetes; Serinales; Debaryomycetaceae. The coding region runs from base 1 to 906 and encodes 301 amino acids. The transcript has a single exon. The record is from RefSeq and is a predicted model, not a curated record. Gene Ontology annotation, biological process: RNA catabolic process; ribonucleotide metabolic process. Gene Ontology annotation, cellular component: ribonuclease H2 complex; nucleoplasm.
AUGGAACGGCGGGUGGCGUUACUUCCGGAAGGUAUCAAAGGUGAAUACACUCAGACCAAUCUUCCCUUGUCAUCAAAUCUCACUUUAAGAAAGCCAUAUCUCAUUCACAGUGCCGACCAACAAGUCUACGAGCUCAAGCUUGUUGACGGAACUGGACCGUAUGAGCCUCACCUGCGUCCCCAACUCAAAGCGGGAGGAUCCAUCACUAGUUGGAUAGUGGAUUCUUCCAAAGUGGGGUUUACUCUUGAGUCGGGAUCCAUGUUGGUUGCAACGAAGUUCUCAACAAUGUUCCUAUUACUCCUGAUUUUGUAUAAGGAGAAUUUGAACAAGUUCAUGGCUAAAGAGGAUUUGAUCGACAUGAUUGAGCCGAAAUACGGUGACUGGGUGACAAAAAUUCCAUUGGAACUCGAUUAUGUUUGCGAUAUAACAGACGUCGGCGGUGAGACGUACUACAAGUUCUCUGUGGAAAAAUCAAAAAACAUUCUUUGGAACCGCAUUAAUCGCCUAGCCGAUCAUUUCAGAAAGACACCAGACCAACAAAUACUUGCAUUCCUUUCCACCAAAUUCAAUGAUGUUACCAUCGAAACUCCACAGGAAGUCAAAGAUGCAGCGAUCACGUUAUAUGCGUAUGAACUUGUCUUGAAUCUGUAUUGUCUCCCAGAGUUCAAAGAAAAGGAGAUGACCCAUGAUUUCCUGAUAGUCACGAAUCACCUUGAACUAAUCAAGUCAACUCAAAAGAGUCGCGAAGUUUCCGACAAAGCGCUAGAAGAAAUCGCUUCCACAAACAGUCGACUCAAUAGCGCAGCUACUAAGCGUAAAGCACAACCUACGAAAGUGAAGGCAUCAAAGGCAGCUAAGGUCGUGAAGGGCAAAGGGGCUCUUGAUAGCUUUUUCAGGCCAGCAUAG